AUGCGUUGGCACCCAGGCUCUCAAAUAUGUCUCCUACUACUGAUGCACGCCGUCGGAAAUGUAGCGGGACUCAACUUCACUCAAUGCUUAAUUGACAUUGUGGCGAAUGCGAAUGCUACCCAGAAUUUAGCUGGUCUACUCGAUGGCAACGGAGAUCCCGUGUCUAAUGCUUUUGAUGCGACAUCGAUAACCUACGCGCUGUGCACCUCUGCCUGCGGGAAGGGACAGGAACCUUUUCAGUGGUCCGUCUUUUCGCAGGAUCUUGGUUCAUGGUUGCUGCCCAACCUUGCACUGAUUUCGCAGCUCCCCUUUGGGGGGGAGGAAAGGCCUCAUAAUUUCAUGGCUGCUGUCUUAACCGUCGGCUCACCGGUACUUGCCGGUUACUCUCUAUUAAUGACCCUCCUCAAUUCUAUCUGGAUCAAACGCAAAUUUAACAAAUUGAAGAAAAAUCCCGAGACUAACUCAAGUUUCGCAGCCUCUAUCUUGAGCAACCUUCAGCAAGUCCCGCUAAGACUCAAUCCCGAUCUUGUCAAAUCCCUGAUCGUCCUUCCUGAAAACGACUGCUGGUUGAAAUGUCUCUCGGAAUUCGUGGACUACACACACACAUGGUCAUUCGCGCCCGCAACCGCCAUUGCCUGGGUCGUUGUCGCAUUUGUCAUAAGUGUGGUCAACUCACCAGUGGAACUUUUUAUAAGUUCGCAAGCUGACGGCACCGCUACUGGUUCCCUGUGGCUGUGGUUGAUUCCAAUAGUCGUUGGAUGGCUGCAGCUCUCCCCCAAGUGCGAUUUUUUUCGCUUAGAAGAGGCCUAUAAACGUGCCAACCAACAUGCACACGCAGGAUGUCGUCACAUGAAAACGUCAACUGAGUUUCCCACAAAAGCUUUAACAAUAACUGCCAAGGACAACGAUGUGUCAUCUCCAGAUGAACACCUUACCCCUCCAGUGUUUAAUUACUCCCGUUCGUUUCGAUGGGCAUCUACAGCCCACAUGAUGUUCCUAGAGUUCGAAGCGGCAUCAGAGGAGGAGGCUCAGAACUCCACUCUUGUCAGUUUUCCCAUCCCCAUCCAACAGUCCGAGUCUUCCGAGUCCUCCGAAACCCUCUACCCACCCACGUCCUUCGGGGAGAUCCCCCGUGAUGCACAUUGCAGCCGUUGGGCGCCUUACGUGGUCUUAAGAAUGGUCGCUGCUUCGUGUGCUUCACUUGCAUUACAAUGGGGAACAGCUGGAGCAGCGUUUUUGACGGCAUGGUUCACGCCUACUACACGCAUGGGGUGUCGAUCUAUGAGUUACCUCAUCUACGCGGGCUUAUCGACCUUGGUUUGGAUGAUGCUUCUGGCGUCUAGUGUUCUCGCCCACUACAGUGUACCAUUCCGUGACACGUACCCCGCGAGCAAUCUCUAUCGGGCGCUCUCGAAUGGGUAUGGUCCUCUCCCUGUGACGCAGAACAAUUCUGACCCCUUUGACUAUUUAAGCAAACAGAAGCGGUUGCCUGCAGGGCGUAAUUUGGCUCGGAAGAUAUCAAACUUGCUGCGGUGGGCAGGCAAAGCGUUGGCCAUUGCAAACUCCAUCUGGUUGGUGCUGUCGUGUAUUUUCGUGUAUUCCAACUUCUACGAUACAUGCUUCUGCAAUGGUAGCGUGAUCAGUAGAGGAGAGGCCGCAUACACUGUCAUCAUCGAAACUGCAGCUCAAGCUGCACAGCUGAAGGCUGCCUCGAUCGGUGCUCUUGCUAUGGCAUGUGUCACGUCGUUUUUAUUCAUUGUGAUCGUAAACUUAUGGUAA
Messenger RNA from Suillus clintonianus, 1779 nucleotides. RefSeq lists its product as uncharacterized. The transcript is spliced from 3 exons. The record is from RefSeq and is a predicted model, not a curated record. Bases 1 to 1779 code for a protein of 592 amino acids. NCBI's taxonomy places the organism in Eukaryota, Fungi, Basidiomycota, Agaricomycetes, Boletales, Suillaceae.